This is a messenger RNA of Lolium perenne, 903 nucleotides long. RefSeq lists its product as uncharacterized. The record is from RefSeq and is a predicted model, not a curated record. NCBI's taxonomy places the organism in Eukaryota, Viridiplantae, Streptophyta, Magnoliopsida, Poales, Poaceae.
CACAAGAAAGAAAGAAGCAGUAAGCAUUUAAAGGCAUCUCCCUCCUGCUCCUCCUCCCAAAGCCAUGGCCAGGACUCCUAAAAGUGCUCUGUCCCUGCUACUCGUUUCCAGUUUCAUUCUAGGCGCCAUGGUGAGUCUAUGCUCUUCAUGCCCUACUAGCUGUGAAACAGAGAUAGUUUGGACCUUGUACGCGCGCCAAAUUGGUAAAGGGGAUAACAGGAACCAAGAGCAGGCAGUUCCCCCAGUGAACAAUAUCACAAAGUUUGGUGAAAUCGUCGUCAACAAUUGGGCUGUGCUUGAUGCACCUGUACCCACCGCAAAUAUUGUUGCUCAUGCAAGAGGCACACACAUGAUGGCUGGUGACUGGUUCACUUCUCUCAGCAUAGUGUUUGAGGGAGCAAGGUUUAAUGGCUCCACACUUCAAGUCAUGGGGAUCACUGAUGCACAAGGCCAGUGGGCUAUUGUUGGUGGCACUGGAGAAUUGGCUAGGGCAGAUGGCACCAUCAAGCACAAAAUAGUACCCCCAACGCCGACAACGUCGAUAAAUGAAAACUAUAGACAGCUUGAUAUUCAUGCUUUCUACUCCCCACCAGCGGUUAAUGCAAACUUUAUUGCCGAUGUAUAAUUCCAUCAGGAGUUUGUUGAUGUUGUAUACCUGUACCCGAUAACGUGACGAGAAGUACUUCAUGUGGUUGUUGGCACUGUCAUCGUGAUCUUUUUUAAUUGUGGUUUUGUUGUUGGUAUUGUUGUUAUUUCUAUUUGAAAUAUUUUGUUUACAAACGUGGUGGUGUUUUGUAUUUUGUCUUGUAACUUUCAGAUUUGGUCUUUUCUGGGUCAUAUCCUUAGAUAUGGCCACAAAAAUUUGUCAAUUGUUUGAAUAAAGGGUGGCAGGUUUUUUUUGUU